UGUCCAGGGUGAUGUGGGCCCCGGAGCUAGCACUUCUGAGAGGCUUCCCCACUGAGGCUGAGCGGCAGCAAUGGAAGCAGGAGGGGGUUGCUGGUUCAGAGAGUGGAUCUUUCCUGCAGUUGCUGCUAGAAGGAAACUAUAAAGCCAUAUUCUUAAAUUCUCUGACUCAAAAUAUUUUUAAUUCAACAAUGACGGCUGAAGAAAAGAUUGACAGCUAUCUGGAGAAGCAGAUAGUAACAUUCCUGGAUUACUCAGAAGAUUCGGAUAAAAGAGAAAGACAACAGCUGGUAUUCCUGCUUGGUGUGGGCAGCCUGCAACUUUUUGUUCAGACUAACUGGACGGGGCCUCUUGUUGAUUUACACCCUGAGGAUUUUUUGCCAUCUGGUUUGCUCCAGCAUUUCAGUGAGGUCAGGGGACUGGAUGCAGUUGUUUUGAGCCUGCUCACUCUAGACGGUGAAUCAGUCUACAGCCUGACCCUGAAGCCUAUCCUGCUGCUGUUGGCACGUAUUAUCCUAGUGAAUGUAAGGCAUAAACUGACCGCUGUUCAGAGCUUACCAUGGUGGACGUUGAGAUAUGUGAAUAUCCACCAGCAGUUGCUUGAGGAACGCUCACUUCAGCUUUUUGCUCUUGCUGGCAACUGUAUUAAUGAAGUGAUGAAACUAGAACACCUGUUUGUAGGUGAUUCAGGUCGAUAUUUGGCCAUUCAGUUCCAUCUGGAAUGUGCAUAUAUGUUUUUAUAUUAUUAUGAGUAUCAAAAAGCAAAAAAUCAGUUCAGUAUCGCUAAAGACAUUAGCAAAUUACAAAUUGAUUUAACAGGUGCUUUGGGAAAAAGGACACGAUUUCAGGAAAAUUAUGUGGCACAACUGAUUCUAGAUGUAAGAAGAGAAGAGGAUGUCCUUUCAAGUUGUGAAUUCAGCCCAGCUCCCACUCCUCUGGAACAUUUAACCAAAAAUCUUGAGCUCAGUGAUGAUACUGUUCUGAAUGAGAUAAAGUUAGCAGAUUGUGAACAGUUUCAGAUGCCUGACCUGUGUGCUGAAGAGCUUGCUGUUAUCCUUGGAAUCUGCUUAAAUUUUCAAAAGAAUAACCCAGUGCAUAAAUUAACGGAAGAGGAGCUGCUGGCAUUUACAUCAUGUUUGCUUUCACAACCAAAGUUCUGGGCCAUUCAGACGUCAGCUUUGCUCCUCCGGACAAAACUUGAGAGAGGGAGCACACGCCGAGUGGAACGGGCCAUGAGGCAGACGCAGGCUCUUGCAGACCAAUUUGAAGAUAAAACUACAUCCAUAUUGGAACGUCUGAAGAUUUUCUAUUGUUGUCAAGUACCACCUCACUGGGCCAUUCAGCGUCAACUUGCCAGUUUGCUCUUUGAGUUGGGAUGUACCAGUUCAGCCCUUCAGAUAUUUGAGAAGCUAGAAAUGUGGGAGGAUGUUGUCAUUUGUUAUGAAAGAGCUGGGCAGCAUGGGAAGGCAGAAGAAAUCCUUAGGCAAGAGCUGGAGAAAAAAGAAACACCAAGUUUAUACUGUUUGCUUGGAGAUGUUCUUGGAGACCACUCUUGCUAUGACAAGGCCUGGGAGUUGUCCCGGCACCGCAGUGCCCGCGCUCAGCGCUCUAAAGCCCUCCUUCACCUUCGGAACAGGGAGUUCCAAGAGUGUGUGGAAUGCUUCGAACGCUCGGUGAAGAUUAAUCCCAUGCAGCUCGGGGUGUGGUUUUCUCUGGGCUGUGCCUAUUUGGCCCUGGAAGACUAUGGAGGUUCAGCAAAGGCGUUUCAGCGUUGUGUGACCCUAGAGCCCGAUAAUGCUGAGGCUUGGAACAACUUGUCAACUUCAUAUAUCCGAUUAAAACAAAAAGUGAAAGCUUUUCGAACUUUACAAGAAGCUCUCAAGUGUAACUACGAACACUGGCAGAUUUGGGAAAAUUACAUCCUUACCAGCACUGAUGUUGGGGAGUUUUCAGAAGCCAUUAAAGCUUAUCACAGGCUCUUGGAUCUACGAGACAAAUACAAAGAUGUUCAGGUCCUUAAAAUUCUGGUCAGGGUGGUGACUGACGGGAUGACUGAUAGAAGUGGAGGUGUUGCCACGGGCCUCAGAGGAAAGCUGCAGGAGUUAUUUGGCAGAAUAACUUCACGGGUGACAAAUGAUGGAGAAGUCUGGAGGCUGUAUGCCCAAGUGUAUGGAAACGGGCAGAGUGAAAAGCCUGAAGAGAAUGAAAAGGCAUUCCAGUGUCUCUCGAAGGCGUACAAGUGUGACACACAGUCCAGUUGUUGGGAGAAAGACAUCACAUCAUUUAAGGAGAUUGUUCAAAGAGCCUUAGGACUUGCACAUGUGGCUGUAAAAUGCAGUAGGAACAAAGCCAGCCCUCAAGAAGCUGUUCAGGUGCUUUCUGCAGUUCGACUCAAUUUGCGGGGCCUGCUGUCUAAAGCUAAGCAACUUUUUACAGAUGUGUCCAGUGGAGAAAUUUCCAGGGAGUUAGCUGAUGAAAUAGCAGCUAUGGACACCUUGGUAGUGGAGCUCCAAGACCUGAGCAACCAGUUUCGAAAUCAGUAUUGACCACACCAAGAGCAGUUUCUGGAAGAAGUGCUUUUACCUUCUGGUGAAAGAUAAGUUUGUAUAUAUGAAAUAUAAGAUACUGAUUUUUAAAAUAAAUUUCUGUUUUAUG
Molecule: messenger RNA, 2652 nt
Organism: Otolemur garnettii (small-eared galago)
Lineage: Eukaryota; Metazoa; Chordata; Mammalia; Primates; Galagidae
Gene: TTC27
Product: tetratricopeptide repeat domain 27
Exons: 20
Coding region: 12-2543 (843 amino acids)
Molecular function (GO): protein binding
Source: RefSeq, a predicted model, not a curated record